Molecule: messenger RNA, 680 nt
Organism: Aaosphaeria arxii CBS 175.79
Lineage: Eukaryota; Fungi; Ascomycota; Dothideomycetes; Pleosporales
Exons: 3
Coding region: 58-582 (174 amino acids)
Molecular function (GO): carbon-sulfur lyase activity
Source: RefSeq, a predicted model, not a curated record
CAGCCGUUCAACGUCCGCGUCAUAUGCAUCGACAUUGCCACUCGUGAUAGGUCCUACAUGGAACUGAGAUUCACCCUUCUGAUUAUUCUGAUUAACAUCAUCUUGUUUCACCAUCACCCUUUCUCCAAAACUAUCAAGAUCAUUGUGCAACCGUUCGAAGCCAACUCCGACCAAUUCACCGCCAGUAGGAAGAUGACAGACGCCAAAAAAGAGUCACAGACAUACCCCUGCAGAUGCCACUGCGGGGAAGUCAAAUUCACCAUAACACUAUCUCCGCCACUGGCGGACUACACAGUUAUGCAAUGUAAUUGCUCCAUCUGCACUGCCCAUGGAUACCUCUUGGUCUAUCCGAACCGCUCCGAUGUGAUCUUUCAUGGAAACUCCACGGACCACGUGCAAAAGUAUCAAUUUCACACGAAGAAGAAGGAUCACUGGUUCUGCUCCCACUGUGGCACAAGUUUGUUGAUCGAUUUCAAUGGCAUCUAUGAGAACUUUGAUGUUAUGGCUGUCAAUGCACGAACGAUUGAGAACAUCGACAUCAGUGCCUUGAAGUUGGAAUAUGGCAACGGUAAAAAGCUUUAAUAUGUUCACUUGAGUUCGAUGAAUAGGUUCAAAAGAGUGUACAUUGAAAGUAAAGCUAGUGAAUGAAGGUCGUAAACUCUAGUAUCCAGCCAUGUCUC